Blepharisma stoltei is the source of this 204-nucleotide messenger RNA. The record is from the annotation of a GenBank genome assembly. NCBI's taxonomy places the organism in Eukaryota, Ciliophora, Heterotrichea, Heterotrichida, Blepharismidae.
AUGAUUAUAAUUUCUGUUGGGCUUGAGAAAAGAUGGAAUGGGCUAUAUAGAUUAUUGGAUUUUCAUGCAUUCUCCUGCUAUGCAAUGUCAUAUUGAAAACGCCAAUACUUGAGAGAUGAAUUGCAGUUUGGGAACAUAUCAUAUCAUUUAUCCUGUCAAUAUUCAAAUUCAAAAGAUUAUCCAUAUGAAAUCAUCAUUCUUUAA